Vigna angularis (adzuki bean) is the source of this 2661-nucleotide messenger RNA. Its product is annotated as putative receptor protein kinase ZmPK1. Gene Ontology annotation, biological process: recognition of pollen; protein phosphorylation. Gene Ontology annotation, molecular function: ATP binding; protein serine/threonine kinase activity. NCBI's taxonomy places the organism in Eukaryota, Viridiplantae, Streptophyta, Magnoliopsida, Fabales, Fabaceae. The record is from RefSeq and is a predicted model, not a curated record. The coding region runs from base 154 to 2574 and encodes 806 amino acids. The transcript has a single exon.
CGUAAUACCAAAAACAAUAGUUUUAAAAACAAAAACAAUUGGAUAUUAUGACAAAGUCAACAAGAAAAAAAAGGAAACAAUAAUUGUAGAUGUAUAUAAAGAUGUAGCAGGUUUGGACUGAGGCAUUGAUGGUGUAUCAACAUCGAUUAAUUCAUGUACUUUAUGCUCCCAACAGCAAUGGGUAUCAAACCCUUUAUCCUUCUCCUCUUCAUCUCAACUUCAUCUGCUGCAGCCACAGAUACACUUCAAGAAGGUUCUUCACUUUCAGUAGAGAAACAAAGCGACAUCCUCUUUUCAUCCAAUGGUGAUUUUUCAGCUGGCUUCUUCCAAGUUGGUGAAAACGCCUUCUGCUUCUCCGUUUGCUUCACGCGCUCCGAACAACCCACCGUUGUGUGGAUGGCCAACCGUGACGAACCUGUCAACGGCAAAGGCUCCUUCCUAUCACUCUGGAAAAACGGCAACCUCGUUUUGACGGAUGCCGGAGGAACCGUUAUCUGGGAAACCGCCACUAUUUCCUCCUCCCAACUUUAUCUGAAGCUAAGAAACAACGGAAACCUCCUUCUCCUCAAUUCCAAAGGCACCACCAUUUGGCAAAGCUUCGCUUCCCCAACCGACACCCUUCUUCCAACGCAACCACUCACGGAACGAGGCGGUCUCGUUUCUUCGAGAAGUGCAACGAACCAUUCAUCGGGGUUCUACAAGCUUUACUUCGACAACGACAACGUUCUUCGCUUACUCUACAAAGGUCGCACGUUUUCCAGCGUGUACUGGCCACCAUCGUGGAAGCUUGCAAUUGACAUAGGCAGAUCCACCUACAAUGUAACCAAAACUGCUUCUUUAGAUUCUUUUGGACAAUUCACUUCCUCUGACGGGUUUCAAUUUCUCUCCACGGAUUAUCCCAAAAAAGUGUACAGGAUACUCAAGUUGGAUUCUGAUGGUAAUUUGCGUUUGUAUAGCUUCAACGAGGAGCGUAAGACGUGGGAGGUGACGUGGCAAGUUAUUUCAGAACCGUGCACCAUUCAUGGAAUUUGUGGAGCGAACAGCAUGUGCAAUCAUGAUCCCGUUAUUGGAAGGACUUGCUAUUGCUUGAAAGGGUUUAAGGUUAAGGAUCCCAAUGACUGGACUCUGGGCUGUGAGCCUGAGUUUUCUCCUUCAUCUUUUUAUUGCAACAGUCGCCAGUCAUUUGGUUUUCUCCGUCUUCAAACCACGGAACUGUAUGGCUACGACUGGAACGUGACACGCGUUUCGAGCUUAAAGGAAUGCCUGAAUAUAUGUCUGUCACUUUGCGAUAAAUGUGUAGCUGUUCAGUUAAAGUUUAACGAGUUUGCUACCUAUAAUUGUUACCCGAAAACGAUGGCAUUCAAUGGACGGGAUAUUCCUAGUUUCGACGGAGAGAUUUAUCUAAAGUUGCCGAAUUCGAUUCUGCGCUCGUCCACGAAGAUUCUAAAGCAUUCCCGGAUGAAUUGCCCCGUUGGUUUGUCUCAAAAGUUUAACAGGGUUUAUCAGCCGCCAAAAAAGAACUCCACGUUGAGUUUCUUGGUUUGGUUCGCUUGCGGGGUCGGAGUGUUUGAGUUUUCCACCAUUUUCUUGGUGUGGUUCUUCUUGUUCAGAACAAGCAAGCACCCUCACAGGCUGGAUCAACAACACCAUCUUCUGUCUGCCACAGGGUUUCAGAGGUUCACCUACGCGGAGCUAAAAGCCGCGACAAAAGGGUUCAAAGAAGAGGUUGGGCGAGGAGCAGGCGGGGUUGUUUACAAAGGGACAUUAUAUGAUAACCGUGUUGCGGCUAUUAAACGCUUAAACGAAGCUACUCAAGGGGAAGCUGAAUUUUUGGCUGAAAUAAGCACAAUUGGCAUGCUGAACCACAUGAAUUUGAUUGACAUGUGGGGGUAUUGCGUUGAAGGGAAGCACAGGCUUUUGGUGUAUGAGUACAUGGAACAUGGAUCCUUAGCAGACAAUCUCUUUGGCAACGGUCUUGAUUGGAAGAAAAGGUUCAACGUUGCCGUGGGCACAGCCAAAGGUUUAGCUUACUUACACGAAGAGUGUUUGGAGUGGAUUUUGCAUUGCGACGUGAAGCCUCAAAACAUUCUACUUGACUCAGAGUUCAAACCCAAGGUAGCAGAUUUUGGGUUGUCAAAACUUUUAAACAGAGACGAGCGUGGAAAUUCUAGUUUUUCACGAAUAAGAGGGACUCGAGGGUACAUGGCUCCGGAGUGGGUCUACAAUCUGCGUAUCACUUCUAAGGUGGAUGUUUAUAGCUAUGGGAUUGUGGUGUUGGAAAUGGUGAGUGGAAGAAGCCCUGUGGCAAUUCACAGUCUUGAGAACAGCAGGGACAUGGACCACCAUCGCCUGGUGACGUGGAUAAGGGAGAAGAUAAAACAUGCACCCACUUGUGCCUUUUGGAUGGAGGAGAUCAUUGAUCCCAAGUUAGAAGGAAACUUCGACGUUUCAGAAGUAGAGGUUUUGGUUAAAGUGGCUUUACAGUGCGUCCAAGAUGACAUGAAUGAAAGACCAUCCAUGAGCCAAGUUGCAGAAAUGCUUCUGGCCAACGAAAAUAAACUCAUCUCUCCUUAGUUACAUGUUUUUGCAUUUUUGUCACCAGUGCUGCAUCUUCUUUUGAAGGAAAGGAUAAAUUAUAAACAAUAAAGUUAUAUUUAUGCU